AUGAGCGAGCGGGAUAGCCACCGUCAAAGCCACACCGCAGAGGAAAAGAUGAUUGCGGACAAGAUUCAGAAACUGUCGCAGCUUUUAGAAUUAGACGAAGAUUCCUUUGCCGAGCAGUUUGCUGAUUUUCACCCAAUCGCGCAGCACAAGUUCGAAUCAGCAGGUUUGGAGCCUCUCAUGGCAUGGAAAGCUGCUCUGAGCCUGGCCUUGAAAGAUUCAAAUCUACGGAACCAUCAUCCCCAAGGAGAGCUUAGAAAGGCAUUGACUCGCGCUUUUGGAUGGGGCUGUUCUACAUCUGGCAUAGAACAAGCUUUCUCUGGCAUCCGGGCUCUUACCAACAGCAAAGGCAGCAUGACUGAGAUUGCCUUACGCGAUGAAGUUUUUCUUCUUAGCGCCCAACAUUUCAGUCAAGCUGAAGAUGAGGAAUUGGUCAGAGCAGCGGCUGUUCUUUGGGCAAAGUUCUUUGGUCCUGUAAAAACUACCGGAAGUGACUCCACCAUGAGAUCUGUUGCAGCUAGCCGGGCAUGGCAAAAGAGACGCAAAGACGAGGUUGACAGGACCCUGCAGGUUUUUCGAAAGCGGCGAGCUGCAGCGGUGGCAGCUGAAGUCAAUGCCGCUGAGCCUUCGGCAUUUCAAUGCCCCAGUGAUGAGCACUGGACCGAGAAGCAUGAGGCAGAAGCCCAGUUGCAAAAGAAACGCCGCAGAGAACGUGCCCUUGACACAGCGGCGGGCAAAGGAUUGACCGCCGAAGAAUUGCAGCAAGAAAUUGGACAUGACCCUGGACAAGCAGUUGCUGCUCACAAGGCAGCACAAAAGCUGAAAGAAGCAAUGCAGAAAGAAAAAGCUUUGCAGUCGAUUUCGGCAAUCUGCCGAGGCAAAAAGAUUUUCUUGCCUGCUGGCAAGCCUGCAACAGGAAAUGAUGCCCUGGACCGGCACAUGACCAGCAUGAGUGCCAUGUUUGAGUCUUCUCCUCUGAAGGCCGAAAUUUUUGUCAUCAAUGAAAUUGUCCAUCCGCCCGAGGAACUUCUUUGGAAUGCUUUUCUGAGUGGCUCUUUUCUCUUGAGUGCGCAGGCAUUCUGCAGUGGGAACGGACCGGCUGUGAAGUACAUCAAUACCAUGAGCAUUCGCAGGUCUGUCUUUUGCUCCAGUGGCUUCCAGUCGGACUUCCCGGGGCUGGUUGCUCUAGUUGUCGCUCGCAUGGCAGACCCUGAUAGCAAGUGGAAACUGCUGAGUGAUUCGCAUCAGUUCUUUGCAGUUUUGACAAGAGCAGAGGCGAAACAGCGGGCUGCGUCCGAGCUGCUGGCUUUUGUCACUGAGACGGAGAUCGGUAGCAUUUUGUCUGCUUUCCCUGAGCAGAAAACUGUCGUUGAUCUCCGCUGCAAGCUUUUGACCCGAAGUUCAGCAGUGAGUUUUUUGGCCAAGGUUGAAUUUAAAAAGAGUGGCAUGUGUGGCAGCUGA
Cladocopium goreaui is the source of this 1458-nucleotide messenger RNA. NCBI's taxonomy places the organism in Eukaryota, Dinophyceae, Suessiales, Symbiodiniaceae. The record is from the annotation of a GenBank genome assembly.